ACGACGCAGCCAGAGAAGAAGAAGAAAAAGCAGAAGAAGAAGAAGGAGGUGAAGAACUGGACUAGCGCCGCCCUGGCGGCCCGUGGCGGUACUGCGGGGGCGGACGUGUCUGCGUGGAAGGAUCUCUUCGUGCCCCCUCCGGUGCUGCAGGCCCUCAGCUGCCUGGGGUUCGCCCACCCCACCCCCAUCCAAGCGCUCGCACUGCCCCCCGCCAUCAGAGACCACCUCGACGUACUGGGGGCCGCAGAGACAGGCAGUGGCAAGACUCUGUCGUUCGGCAUCCCCAUUCUCCACAACAUCCUGGAGUGGAAGCAGGCCUCCGAGACCUGGAUAGCCAAUAAGAAGGCGGAACAAGAGGCAGCAGCCAAUCAGACGGCAAGUGGUGAAGAUGAUUCAGGUGACGAAGACGAUGAUGCUGAUGAAGACGAUGAGGCUGCUGCUGAUGAAGAUCGGGGUUGUGUCAAGAUUCGCAGCGUUGAGGAGGGCGACUCACACACCCCUGUGGAGGAGAAGGAAGAAGAGGAGGAGGGGCCUAAACAGCCGCUCCUGGCCCUGGUCCUCACCGCUCCAACGCGUAUCCGUACGGCCAUCGUGGUUGGUGGCAUGGCGCCCCAGAAACAGAAUCGGGUGCUGAGUCGGAGACCUGAGAUCGUCAUAGCAACGCCCGGACGCCUGUGGGACCUCAUCAAGGACGGACACCCCCAUCUCACCGACCUCCGACACCUGCG
Engraulis encrasicolus (European anchovy) is the source of this 728-nucleotide messenger RNA. RefSeq names its product ATP-dependent RNA helicase DDX24-like. Lineage: Eukaryota; Metazoa; Chordata; Actinopteri; Clupeiformes; Engraulidae. Gene Ontology annotation, cellular component: nucleolus. The transcript has 4 exons. The annotation marks the transcript as partial. Gene Ontology annotation, molecular function: nucleic acid binding; RNA helicase activity; ATP binding. The record is from RefSeq and is a predicted model, not a curated record.